Molecule: messenger RNA, 3630 nt
Organism: Closterium sp. Yama58-4
Lineage: Eukaryota; Viridiplantae; Streptophyta; Zygnematophyceae; Desmidiales; Closteriaceae
Source: the annotation of a GenBank genome assembly
AUGAACACAAACUUGCUGUGGCAAAUGACAGUAGCCAAUUUGGUGGUUGCAACAAAAGUAGCCACUCAGCAAAUACCAGCUGGUCAGCGAACCGCCAGCAUCAUGUCGUUCCUGAACAGGUUGCUUGCAUCUCAAGAAGCCCGAGUUAAGGGAGAUUGCGUCCAGAGGCUCAGACAGUCCGCUGUUUAUAAGGCUGAUAAAGGAGUCCGCUGCCCUUUCUGCCGUCAGAUUGUUGAAAGCUAUUCCAACACGUUACCUCCAGUUAAAUCCAUCAAGCCACAAGAUGAUUACUUGCGAGAAGAAAGGCAAUCCUUCCAGUUACUCAUUGGAGCUGGGAACGCCAAAGGGUUUUCCAAAGAAAUCGUUCGGUAUGGACGGAGCGGAGUUGUCUCAAUUGGGGGGUUGAAUGAGUAUGUUCCUCCUCCCAGCGUCACUGGUGCUGAUGGGAGUGGAUUGCGGUUGAACACGCGACCGGAUGACCUGAAAGAAGGUUACAUUGUCCCCCCUCUGAAGCCUUACGAUGACUUCGUCGCCAUGGCUUAUGAUCGCACAGGGUCAAGGCACCUGGCCUACCACUUGCGUCCAGGAAACCCUAGAAGGUCUAGGGUGGGAAAACAAGCUCUUGAAAGUCUCGCUCCUCAUGCAGCAAAGCUCUCAACACAUUUGUCAGGAAAUUAUGUCCUGCAAAAGCUUUUUGAUUAUGCAAGUAAUGCGAGGAAUGAGGUGGUUCAUGGGGAGUGUGGCUUCACUUCCAUUGUGCGCUUUUUGACCCGUGAAAACGGGCUGGUGACUUCUUCAAAGGAUCAGCGGGGUACCUUUACAAUUCAGAAAAUGCUUGUGUGCCUCUAUGGACCUCAAGAAAUGAAGAUGGUUAUGGAAAGUAUUAAAGGAAGCAUUCUUUCAAUGGUGAUGGACCAGUAUGCAGUUUAUGUGAUUGAAAGAAUUGUUGAGAUAUGCAUUUGCUCCUUGCGCCCGCCUAUGGGAAUGAAAGCACGUAUUCCACCGUCCUUAGCAUUCACUUCUUUAGCACAUAUCUGCGCGGAGCUUGGUAAAGAUCAAGAAACGUCAGUUUAUGUUGGACAGCAUGGGCUGGCGUCGCUGCUUCUGAUUGAGAGUAUUCGCUGGUCACUGCCUUCAAGGCAUGCAAUCGCUGCUGCUCUGAAUAUGGCGAGUGGUGGAAAUAAGCUCUUGAAGACCCGCGCUGGAGUUCGCUCCAUGCAAGGUCUUUUAAGCUUGGAUCUGGUGGAGGUAGCCGAGACUAUGCUGGGGUCGAUAUCUGGCUGUUUUUCAGACAUGGCUUGUGAUACCUCCCCGCUGCAGAGUGGGCGGCUGCUUCGAGCAUGUCUUGCAACACCAUCUUUAUCAUCAGCGUCACGGGCAAAAAUUGCUGAUGAACUUCUCCAGGCUGCGGCACACGUUUCAUAUUUUGCAAAGUCUGAGCAAGCCCUGGAAAUUUUGUGUUUUGGCCUGAGCAUCCUUCCAGACGACAUGUUGAAUGUGAGGGUUGACCGAGUGUCAUCCCUGCUGAGUUCACAAGCAUUUCAUCACCUUUUGACGACCCUUGAGUACAUGAGAAAGACCUACUACACAGAGUCAACUAAACCUCUUGUUCAUUCUGAGAGGGCUAAUCAGGCCCCGGGGGUCACUUCGGGCAUUGCCGUUUCUCUCGAAUCAGAAGCUUUCCCCAAUCUCUCCAAGCCGAAGCCUGAGAAUCCUUCGAACUUUCAAAUGUGCAGUCAGAUUCAAGUGCAAGUGAAGCAGGUGAUGAUAGUUAUGGCUGCUGUAUGGUCUGCAAGUCUCAGCCUGCCACUGUGCUUCUUCUGGAGUGCUCUCAUGUGUGUUCAUGUGCCAAGUGCUCUCCAUCCUUGGCCCUUUGCCCCGUUUGCAAGAAUCCACGUUGAUCCGACAAUGUACUACCCUUAUAGACAAGAUGCCUCUGUCAAGGAGCAGUCGAUGCUUAACACAUCAACACCAGCCGUGCUUGAUUCGGGGAACUCCAGUCGCCAGUUCGCAUCAUCGUUUGCAGCGCCACAGACACAAGCAGCAAAUCCAGGAGCGUUCCAUCACGGAGGUAACUUGCAAUCGUUGCACAAUGUGCAAGCGACGGGGUACAGCAUACAGAGUAUGCAGAACGCACUUACGAGAGGCACGGGAAUGGGCGGAGUGCCGUCCGCGCAGGCGCAACCUCCAUCCGCAGGCAACAUGGCAGCAGGCCGGUUCGGCACCAGCGCACUCCCGACCAACCUUCAGCAGGAGCAAUUGGGCGGGAGGGGCGAGCAGCGAGAGGGCGACGGUGCUGCGUUUGACAUGAGCGAGUUUCCCACGCUCAACACAAGGCCGCCUGGGAGUGGGGCCAUGGCGUCAGGUGCAGGGUCAGCAGCAGCGGCAGUGCUAAGGAAAGGGGCUCCACUAAACGCGCUGCUACACCAAGGAGGGCCGGAGUUCAGCAUACAAAACGAGGACUUUCCUGCACUGCCUGGCCUCAAAGCGGGAGCGGACAACGGAGGGGACAAAGACAGUUCUGCACAGCAACAGCAACAGCAGCAGGGCGCAGGAGGGUCGAUCAGAAGCCACUUGGACAUGCUUCAGCAGCAGCAGCAGCAGCAGCAGCAGCACCUCAGCUUGCACGACAACCCCCACCUUCACCAGUACCACCAGCACCACCACCAGCAGGGGCAGCAGCAGCAGCAGCAGCAGCGCAUGCUCUCGUCCCCUCCGCCCUUGAAUGCACCAGGUGCUCCCAGCAGCUCCAUGCUUAUCCUGCAACGCUCUGCUAGCCCUAGCCCUUCUCUACAGCAGCAGCAGCAGAAACAGCAAGAGCAGCAGCAGCAACAGCAACAAGAGCAGCAACAGCAACAGCAACAGCAGCAGGAGCAGCAGCAGCAGGAGCAGGCACGGGGGGCAGAGGGAUCUAGUUUGCGGCACGCAGACGGGUCUGGAAACGUUCUGUUAGGGCAGGGAGGGGGGAAGGCUGGAGAGCAGCAAGGCUCAGCACCUGGUUCUCGAUCCAAUACACCAGGUCCCACAGGGCCCCCGCAGCAGGGUCAAGCAGGAAGCGGGCAAGUGGGAGCAGGGAAAGAGCAGGGAGUAGACGGGCCGGAUAAAUACGGGCUGCUGGGGCUGCUCAGUGUGAUUCGGAUGAGCGAUCCAGAUUUGACAACUCUGGCGCUGGGGACCGAUCUGACGACUCUCGGGCUGAAUCUGAACUCGCGGGAGAAUCUGUACCGCACGUUUGCAUCGCCGUGGGCGGAUGGGCCGACGAGAGCUGAGCCGGAGUUCAGCCUGCCGGCUUGCUACAUUCAACCCACACCUCGUCUGCAGCCGGGUUACUUCUCCAAGUUCCAGCAGGACACGCUCUUCUAUAUAUUCUACAGCAUGCCGCAUGACGAGGCGCAGCUGUUCGCUGCUGAUGAACUGUGCAACCGCGGGUGGUUCUACCACAAGGAGCACCAGGUGUGGUUCACACGCGUGCCCAACAGCGAGCCCGUGGUCAAGACCCCCACGUACGAGCGCGGCUCCUACUACUUCUUUGAUCCCACUGUGUGGGAGACAGGCCGCAAGGACAAUUUUGUGCUACAGUACGAGAUGCUAGAGGCCCGUCCCCAGCUGCCCAUUCCCCCCCAGCGGUAG